This is a messenger RNA of Lasiodiplodia theobromae, 1134 nucleotides long. RefSeq names its product Tpr mlp1 mlp2-like protein. The record is from RefSeq and is a predicted model, not a curated record. Bases 1 to 1134 code for a protein of 377 amino acids. Lineage: Eukaryota; Fungi; Ascomycota; Dothideomycetes; Botryosphaeriales; Botryosphaeriaceae. The transcript has a single exon.
AUGUCUAAACCCAAGCCGCGCGUCGACAUCGGUCGUGAGAGCCCGGAUUACGCGAUAAACAGGAUUAUCUCGGCUGCUAGGAGCCACAGGACCAUUCCCGCCGCUGAGCUAUCGACACCUGCUGCUAAUGCUACCGACAGCAUGGGCCGCAAGCAGAUCUGCCACGAUCAUCUCCACGAAGACCGCGCCAGGCUGAUGAGGAGUACAACCCCUUCCUCUGAAGCACCGAUUUCCUCUCUCAAGGCCGAGAUCGCUACCCUAGAGCCCAUUAAUGCCAAGCUGAAGGCCAAGAUCGCUACCCUGGAGUCCUUGAAUGCCAAGCUCAAGGUUGAGAAUCAAAAGUUUGAAGUCACGACUUCCCAGUUCAAGGGAGCUAAUGACAGGCUAAAGUCUGAAAUUUACAAGAUCAAUUCCGAGGGUGACAGGCUUAAGGAAAACAUUCGCAAGCUUAAUGGUGAGAACUUUAAGCUUAUGGACAAGAACCGCAAGCUUAAUGAUGAUAACGGCAAGCUUCGCGAUGAUAAUGUCAAGCUCCGGGGAGAGAAUAAGCUCCUUAAAGACCAGAACAUCAAGCCCAACGAGGAUAAUGAGGAGCUCAAGGGAGACAACCGAAAGCUCAAGGACAAGAAUGACAGCCUCGAGUCCCAACUCUCUUGCCACGACAUCCUCAUUCGUUCCCUGAAGGACGAGAUCAGCGAAAAGAGAGCCACGCUCAACAACUCCCGAGACUUCGCCCAGGAAGUCAUCAUGGGAUUUCUCACGAGCGGCUACAAAUUGCCCGAUGGCCUUCCAGACCACCUGACCGCCACCUACGAGAAUGCCAUGGAGUUAAGCAAGUCGAUCACCAAGGAGCUCGGCCCCAAGAGGCUGCCCAAGCACGAUGCCGGACCCGGUUCGGGUACGAGUCCGACCCUCUCUGGCAAGAGCACCGAUAACGGCAACGGCUGCGUCAGGAACGGACCUCUCCUUGACGAGCCUGUUGCUAAGAGGCUCAAGCGUGAUCAUGAUCCGGAGAGCGCCUCUCAGUCGGCCGGUGAUGACAUCCUACGCACUGAGGACUCGGAGACUCUUGAACACAUAUCUCUCUACUCUUUCCACUCCGAUAACGCCGACGAUGACGACGAGGAAGUUUGA